AUGCCGACCACCCGACGCUCCACAGGCGGCGCCCGCGCACGCCCAGGCCCGGCAAAGGGCCAGUCGACCAUCAGCUUCUCCAACCGGGUGACCAAGAGCGUGCCCAAGGACGCAAAGAAGAACGUCGUCGCCGCCGCUCCCGCUGUCGUCAAGGUCCCUGAGCCGGAACGGGCGGCUUCGCCAGCCGAGGAAGAGGUCGAGGACAUCGUCCCCGACGUAACCCUUGACCAAGACGAAGCGGAGGCCGAGGUCGAGGCGCCGCAGCAAGACGAGCCGCAAAAGUCCGAGGCCGAGAUACGGGCGGAGAAGAUCACCGAUGCGCAGAUCAACAAGUACUGGAAGGGCGUCGAGGGCCAGCGCAAAUCGCCGCGGGUACAUCAGGAGGGACUCGACACCAGCGAGAAGGUCCUGCGGUACUUUGACGUGAGCUCGCAAUACGGACCUUGUGUGGGAAUCGCCCGCAUGAAGCGGUGGCAGAGGGCAGAGCGUCUGGGCCUCAACCCUCCGAUCGAGGUGCUUGCCGUGCUGCUGAAAGAGGAGCGCAAGGGCACCAAGGGGGUCGAGACGGCGCAGAUUGAUCACAUUCUGAACUCGAUCGCGGUUGGUGCAUGA
Molecule: messenger RNA, 612 nt
Organism: Purpureocillium lilacinum
Lineage: Eukaryota; Fungi; Ascomycota; Sordariomycetes; Hypocreales; Ophiocordycipitaceae
Biological process (GO): DNA synthesis involved in DNA repair; DNA-templated DNA replication
Cellular component (GO): delta DNA polymerase complex
Molecular function (GO): DNA-directed DNA polymerase activity
Source: RefSeq, a predicted model, not a curated record